This is a messenger RNA of Rhincodon typus (whale shark), 1407 nucleotides long. It is a transcript of the gene gabra2a, whose product is annotated as gamma-aminobutyric acid type A receptor subunit alpha2a. Gene Ontology annotation, cellular component: postsynapse; synapse; GABA-A receptor complex. The transcript is spliced from 10 exons. The coding region runs from base 1 to 1407 and encodes 468 amino acids. Gene Ontology annotation, biological process: regulation of postsynaptic membrane potential; signal transduction; monoatomic ion transmembrane transport. Lineage: Eukaryota; Metazoa; Chordata; Chondrichthyes; Orectolobiformes; Rhincodontidae. The record is from RefSeq and is a predicted model, not a curated record. Gene Ontology annotation, molecular function: GABA-A receptor activity; benzodiazepine receptor activity; transmitter-gated monoatomic ion channel activity involved in regulation of postsynaptic membrane potential.
AUGAAGAGAAAUCUGACCAUGAACAAAUUUCUGCCUUCAGCGCUUCUUAGUCUGGCGUUGGUGGUCUCUUGGCUAGCAGGAAGAGGGGAGCCUGGCUCAGUGGAAGAUGAAGCAAGGGACAACAUUACUAUCUUUACAAGAAUUCUUGACAGACUCUUGGACGGCUAUGACAAUCGGUUGAGACCAGGAUUAGGAGACUCCUGUGGAAUGAUUCAGGAAAUAGAAAGAAUAACAGAAGUCAAGACAGACAUCUACGUGACAAGUUUUGGACCUGUAUCAGACACAGACAUGGAGUACACAAUCGAUGUGUUCUUUCGACAAAGUUGGAAAGAUGAAAGACUAAAAUUUAAGGGUCCAAUGAACAUUCUUCGAUUGAACAACCUGAUGGCCAGUAAGAUAUGGACACCAGACACAUUCUUUUAUAAUGGCAAGAAGUCAGUGGCACAUAACAUGACCAUGCCAAACAAACUGCUACGAAUCCAAGAUGAUGGGAAGCUUCUAUACACAAUGAGGCUUACUGUCCAAGCAGAAUGUCCAAUGCACUUGGAGGAUUUUCCAAUGGAUGCACAUGCUUGUCCCUUGAAAUUUGGGAGCUAUGCGUAUACAAGCACGGAGGUGAAUUACAACUGGACCAAUGAACCAGCAAAAUCUGUGGUCGUUGCAGAAGAUGGCUCUCGUCUGAAUCAGUAUGAUUUACUCGGACAAACUGUGGGUGAAGAGCUCGUCCAGUCUAGUACAGGUGAAUACAAAGUUAUGACAACGUAUUUUCACCUGAAGAGAAAAAUUGGCUAUUUUGUGAUCCAGACCUACCUGCCGUGUAUCAUGACUGUCAUUCUUUCACAAGUGUCAUUUUGGUUGAAUAGAGAAUCAGUGCCUGCAAGGACUGUCUUUGGAGUUACAACAGUGCUUACAAUGACAACUCUGAGCAUCAGUGCUCGAAACUCGCUCCCUAAAGUUGCAUAUGCAACUGCCAUGGAUUGGUUUAUUGCUGUCUGCUACGCCUUUGUGUUCUCUGCAUUAAUAGAAUUUGCCACAGUGAAUUAUUUUACAAAACGAGGCUGGGCUUGGGAUGGCAAAAGUGUUGUGAAUGAUAAGAAGAAAGACAAGGCUUCUGUCAUGAAGAAAAAUAAUGCUUAUGCAGUGGCAGUUGCCAAUUACGCACCAAACAUCACCAAGGACUCAGCACUACCAACAAUUGCAAAGAGUGCAACUGCAGAGCCAAAAGAAGCCAAACCAGAGACCAAGCCCCAAGAGGCCAAGAAAACAUUUAACAGCGUAAGCAAAAUCGACAGAAUGUCCAGGAUAAUGUUCCCUGUUUUAUUUGGAACUUUCAAUUUAGUGUACUGGGCCACAUAUUUAAACAGAGAAACUGUUGUUAAAGAGAUGAGUGAUGGUGCAGCAAAGUAA